Mus pahari (shrew mouse) is the source of this 1522-nucleotide messenger RNA. Its product is annotated as carcinoembryonic antigen-related cell adhesion molecule 3-like. The record is from RefSeq and is a predicted model, not a curated record. Gene Ontology annotation, cellular component: external side of plasma membrane. Lineage: Eukaryota; Metazoa; Chordata; Mammalia; Rodentia; Muridae. Gene Ontology annotation, biological process: T cell activation. The transcript is spliced from 4 exons. The coding region runs from base 134 to 991 and encodes 285 amino acids.
CUACCUAGGAGGAGAGUCAGAUAAAAGGGAGGAAGCACAGCAUAACUGACAGGAGAGCAGAGUGCAGAAAACAGCACAGGAGCUGAACCUUUUCACUGUAAGAUCAUAGAGCAGUUGAAAAGUGGCAGAGGUCAUGAUGGACUCUGAUGUACUUUCCUGUAAAGACUGUACAUCCCGGCAGGGGCUCCUGCUCACAGUCUCCCUUUUAACAUGCUGGCUGCUUCCCACUACUGCCCAGAUCAGUAUUGAAUCAGUGCCUCCCAUCGCUGUUGAAGGGGAUAAUGUUCUGCUCUUAGUGCAAAACUUGCCGGAGGAUGUUCAAUCCCUUUCCUGGUACACAGGAGGUAAACCACUCAAGAGGUUUGAAAUUGCAAGACAUGUGAUAGCUACCAAUUCUAGUGUGCCGGGACCUGCACACAGUGGUAGACAGACAGUACUCAACAGUGGAUCUCUGCUGAUCAAGAGUGUCACCAGAAAAGACUUGGGAUACUACACUCUACAAAUACUUGAUACAACCUCAAGACGUGAAAUAACACGUGCAGAAUUCUUUGUACAGAGCCCAAUUUUAGGCUUCAGGAAGCAUCCUACUGCUUCUCAACUUAAAAUUGAGUUUGUACCACCUAGGAUUGAAGAAAACUAUGAUAUUCUUCUGCUGGUUUAUAAUCUGCCAGAGAAUCUUCAAGGCUUUGUCUGGCACAAAGGAGUAUUUCCACUUGACCAUUUGAAGAUAGCAAGCCAUUCAUUCCUCACCAAUUCAACCAUGCUGGGGCGCACAUAUUAUGACAGACUGACAGUAUGCAAUGAUGGAUCCCUGCUGCUCUCGAAUGUCUCACAGGAAGACACAGGACUUUACAGCCUACGAACCAUACCUGUGGAUUUGAUAUCAGAAUCUGCCACUGGGUACCUCAAAGUAAACAACUGUCUCACUGCAGGUUGGACCUUUAUGCUGAACCAAAGCUGCACUCGGGUGCUUCUGUAUAUUAGCAGGUAGGCCUACCCUCCAAAGAUGGGUGUUAUUCUCUCCUCUGCGACCCUCCUGGGUCCCUCUUCAGGUGCUAGUUUGCUUCAACCCACGGGACAGCAGAACAGGAACUUGAAGGGCACCUGGAAGAGGGGGACAAGAAACAUGAAGAAUGAACAGCAAGUCAAGAAGCCUGAUCAAGCUGACAAAUUUUUAUUUUUCCCCACACAGGUUAUAUAUUGAUAGGAGCAGGAAGAGGUGUGAAGUUGGGUCGCUUUGUCUCUGUGCAAUGUGCCUGUUCCCAGGAUCAGGAUAUUGACAGUGGGGUUAAACAGUUCAGGAGGAAGAUCUGAACAGAAUGGGUUAUUAGGUACAUGUCCACAAGAUUUAUAGCUAUUUGUUCUCCACUGACAUCAAGAUCUAUGUCUAUUUGUAUUCAGCUGAGCUAGUAAUUUCCUACAGAGGUCAAGACUUUGUGACAGCAAGCACUUAAGGCAGUUAAUGUUCAAACAAGGUCACUCCCAACAGAGAAAAAUUAAAGCAAUGUACUUUCUGGCUUCU